Messenger RNA from Siniperca chuatsi (mandarin fish), 10016 nucleotides. Its product is annotated as ephrin type-B receptor 1-like. Lineage: Eukaryota; Metazoa; Chordata; Actinopteri; Centrarchiformes; Sinipercidae. The record is from RefSeq and is a predicted model, not a curated record. The coding region runs from base 1025 to 4108 and encodes 1027 amino acids. Gene Ontology annotation, molecular function: ATP binding; transmembrane-ephrin receptor activity; protein binding. Gene Ontology annotation, biological process: axon guidance; cell surface receptor protein tyrosine kinase signaling pathway; protein phosphorylation. The transcript is spliced from 20 exons. Gene Ontology annotation, cellular component: plasma membrane; neuron projection.
UGGAAACCGGGGUCGCUGGUGCCUUGGCCCUCCAUAGAUCCACAAUCAGCUCCUUAGACUUUGUCACAUUGAGCUGCAGAUGGUUCUGCUCACACCAUGAAUGUGUACACCUUUAUCAUUUUAUUAACGUCACUUUAUCAUCACCCACCUUCAACCUGAUCAGAGGUCUAAACAGCGAAAAAACUGAAAAACACCUGUGGGAGUAUGCACAUAGCAAAAUCAAGAGAGUCAUUUUAUGUACAAUAAUAGUGAUCAUCUGGAGCAACAGGCUUAUGAUAACACUUGUUGAUUCAUUUGCAGAGAUAAAGAGGUGUAAAGUCGUGAUUUUCCAUUGGUCAAGUGUCACACAAUUCUUUUCUAGCACACAAUGCAUUUCUGGCUAUCUUGCCUUCAUCACUUUGAUGUCUGAGGUUGUUGCUGGUUUCCUCCUAGAGUACACAGUCCAUUGAUUAAUAAUGUGACUUAUAGAUCACCAUAGAUACCAAUAGUUUUACAAAAUAAAAUAUUUGCUGGUACUGUAAUGUUGUUUUGUAUAUUUAGUCUCUAUGUGAUCAACAACUCCUUUCCCAUCCCAUCAUAAUGAGGCACGAGCCAUACACACCUGCACGUGUCCCUGGGGGGGAUCAGUGUCAGCCUUUCUUUAAAUAACAGUUUAAUUGCUGUACUGCAGUUUGACCGCUGGGCGUCGCUGUCCCGUCACACAGCCACCAUGCCGGUACGGGUUAGACCUGACCAUUGGGCAUUCAGUUUGGGUCAGGUGGAAAAGAACGGGUGAUUGGUUUACGAUUCGCCAUACUCUCUCCUGAUUGGACAGAAAGGUGUGAGAAAGAAGAAGGUUGGGAGGAGAGAGAGAGUGUGGAGAUCCACCAGCAGUUUAUCCGCUUCAGUCUCCGCUGACUCUGCCGGUGCAGCACACACACACACACACACACACACACACACGCACACACUGAGGGCUGAGAUGUGACUGUUCACCAGAGGAAUACAGCGUGUUUCUGUGGGAUUUUUUUCUGUCAGCCGGAUAAUGGGAGAGGACAGGCGGGGAGUCCUUUUGGCCAUCCCGGCCACUUGGGUUGCGGUGCUUCUCUGUGUGAUUACUUCGGUGUGCACAGUGGAAGAGACAGUGAUGGAUACAAGGACAGCGACAGCUGAGCUUGGCUGGAUAUCGUUCCCUGCCAAUGGAUGGGAGGAGGUGAGCGGCUAUGAUGAGAACCUCAACACCAUCAGGACAUACCAGGUGUGCAAUGUGUUUGAGCCCAGCCAGAACAACUGGCUCCUCACCACUUACAUCGACCGACGGGCGGCACAACGCAUCUACGUGGAGAUCCGUUUCACCGUACGCGACUGCGCCUCCAUCCCCAGCGUUCUGGGCUCCUGCAAAGAGACGUUCAACCUGUACUACCUGGAAACUGACAGGACUGUGUCAGAGGGCAUCAAAGGGGUGGAGUACUGGGCCAAUGCCCCUUUUCUUAAGGUGGACACCAUCGCAGCAGAUGAGAGUUUCUCCCAGGUUGAUUUUGGGGGAAGGCUAAUGAAGGUGAACACAGAAAUUCGGAGUUUCGGCCCGCUGUCCAAAGGCAGAGGGUUCCACUUAGCCUUCCAGGAUCUGGGCGCUUGCAUGUCCCUUCUGGCUGUCAGAGUAUUCUACAAGAAAUGUCCCAGCAUAGUGCAGAACUUUGCUUUUUUCCCAGAGACACUGACUGGAGCAGAGUCCACCUCAUUAGUCAUCGCUAGAGGAAGUUGUAUCCCCAACGCUGAGGAAGUAGAUGUGCCCAUAAAGCUCUACUGUAACGGUGAUGGAGAGUGGAUGGUACCCAUCGGCAGCUGCAGCUGCAAGGCGGGUUAUGAGCCAGACAAUGGCAACGUGUGUCGAGCUUGCCCUCAGGGCACCUUUAAGUCGUCCCAGGGGGCAGGAUUAUGUCAGCAAUGUCCGCUCAACAGUCGCUCCACCAUCGAGGCUGCCACCCUCUGCGGUUGUCGUAAUGGCUAUUACCGUGGAGACAUGGACAAACCGGAGGACGUGUGCACCAGUGUCCCUUCAGCUCCUCGCAACGUGGUCUCAGUCGUCAACCAGACAUCGGUGAUGCUGGAGUGGCACUCACCACGUGACAUUGGGCACCGGGACGACCUAUCAUAUAAUGUCUUAUGCCGCCGGUGCCACAGCAGCGAGCGCCGGGCAUGUCAGCCAUGUGACGACAGCGUGGCAUUCGUUCCAGGCAAGCGUGGGUUAAAGGAAACGAGGGUGGAGAUCAGCAAGCUGCGGGCCCACACAUCAUACACCUUUGACAUACAGGCAGUCAAUGGAGUAUCCAACAAGAGCCCUUAUCCCGCCCAGCAACUGUCAAUCAACAUUACAACCAAUCAGGCUGCUCCCUCAGUAGUUCCCAUAAUGCACCAAGUGAGCUCAACGAGCCGCAGUUUCUCGUUGUCAUGGCCACCGCCCGAACAGCCCAACGGAAUUAUCCUCGACUACGAGAUACGAUACUAUGACAAGUCCCAGUCAUCAGUGCUGAACAGUUCAGAGAUCCAGAGCGAAACACCCAAUGUUGUUCUGGAGGGUCUGAAGCCGGGGACUGGCUAUGUGGUCCAGGUGAGGGCCCGCACUGUGGCCGGCUAUGGAGCCUACAGCAAGGAGAUGCUCUUCCAGACACUCACUGAUGAUGAGUAUAAGUCAGAGCUGGGACAGCAGCUCUCCCUGAUUGCAGGCUCUUUAGUGGGUGGUGUGUGUAUCGUCUCAUUGGUAGCUAUUGCCAUCAUCUGCACCAGAAGAAGGCAGUUAAAGGAGAGUGUGUACGGUGACAAGCUGCAGCAGUACAACACAGGAGGAGAGGUGACUCUGAGGCCUGACAUGUUCAGUGGUCCCACCCCCACUGUGACCUUUCCCACCCUGUCCGAAGGUCAUAGUUCACCGGGGGUCAAGAUCUACAUCGACCCCUUCACCUACGAGGACCCCAAUGAGGCUGUCCGGGAGUUUGCCAAGGAAAUCGACCCCUCCUGUGUCAAAAUAGAGGAAGUCAUUGGAUCAGGUGAGUUUGGGGAGGUGUACAAAGGUCGCCUGAAGCCUGUUGGGAAAAAAGAAAUUCCUGUGGCCAUCAAGACCCUGAAGGUUGGCUACUCUGAGAGACAGAGGAGGGACUUCCUGUCCGAGGCAUCAAUCAUGGGCCAGUUUGACCAACCAAACAUCAUCAGACUGGAGGGCGUGGUCACCAAGAGCAGGCCUACGAUGAUCAUAACAGAGUUCAUGGAGAACGGAGCACUUGAUUCGUUUCUCAGGCAAAAUGAUGGGCAGUUCCCAGUGAUCCAGCUGGUUGGUAUGCUGAGGGGCAUCGCGUCUGGAAUGAGGUACCUGGCAGAAAUGAGUUAUGUUCACCGGGACCUGGCUGCUCGGAAUAUCUUGGUUAACAGUAACUUGGUGUGUAAGGUGUCUGACUUUGGCUUAUCACGAUAUCUGGAGGAGGACACCUCUGACCCCACCUAUACCAGCUCACUGGGUGGUAAAAUUCCAGUGCGGUGGACGGCUCCAGAGGCGAUCGCCUACAGGAAGUUUACGUCGGCUUCAGAUGUCUGGAGUUAUGGAAUCGUCACCUGGGAGGUGAUGUCAUAUGGAGAAAGGCCUUACUGGGACAUGAGCAACCAAGAUGUGAUAAAUGCCAUCGAGCAGGACUUCAGGCUGCCAGCUCCCAUGGACUGUCCAGUAGUGCUGCACCAGCUGAUGCUGGACUGCUGGCAGAAAGACAGGAACGCACGGCCAAAGUUCCCCGAUAUUGUCAGCAUGUUGGACAAAAUGAUACGCAACCCUGCAUCUCUCAAAGCCGGCACCAACAACGUUGCCCCUGGUCCUUCCCAUCAUCCCUUGUUAGACCGUGGAGCUCCAGACCUGAGCAGCGUGAGCUCUGUGGAAGACUGGCUGGCAGCACUGAAGAUGACCCAGUAUCGAGACUCCUUCCUGGGCUCGGGCUUCACUUCUUUGCCGCUCAUCACACAAAUCACAGCCGAAGAUCUUCAGAGGAUUGGAGUGUCUCUUGCCGGACACCAGAAGAAAAUCCUGACCAGUGUUCAGUCAAUGAGGCACAACAUCGAUGACCAGUCUCCUACUGAAUCUGUGUAACCACACAGGGGAGCGAUACAACAUGAAAUAUUUGACAAGUGUACAGUCUGAACGAGCAGGCUGUCAUCUUUACCCUCAUACACUUCAGUUUGCUACUCUUGGAGAUCUAAACCACUUUACAUGUUUUUAACAAUCAUUGUGGCCAUUUAUGUGUCUGCGUGGACUCAGCAGUCACCAGGUCCCUCCUUCAGUCAUUGGACUGACUUUUCUCAUACCAUUUAGCUUCCCAAAUUGAUUUAUGACUAAAUGCCUCUCGGAGGGAAUUCAAUGCAGAGUUAGUGCAAGAGGAAAAACAAGGCAGACAUGAUUUGUGACUGAAAACAGAACAGUAGUGUCUGGACUUUUCUGUCUAUAAGGGGUACAAUCACAAACACCCAUUCCCAAAAUCUGCCUGCAAGAUAUCUUUAACUUUCAUCAUUGAAAUCUACAGACCAGUUUCUACCAGCUUGACUGUUUGAUUCAAGGAUGACAUGGCCUGGUUUUUAUGUAAGGAUAAAUCACACAAACAUACUACUGUGAAGAGGAAACUGACUGAACAGACAUUCAUAUGAAGGGGCACAAAUUGGACCAAAAGCCUGACAAAAAGUCUUUAAAUCAGUGUUUCUGGAGACAAGACCCAUAGCAGGCUUUGUUAUCUCCAGUAUGUUUUGUUAAGACUACUUCAGUGUGUUGGUGAAAAUUGCUCCCAUUUGAAUCCAGACAACAGUUAAAUGGGACUUUGUGAAUCUAUCUUCAUAUUGAAGAGUCUGUACAUAUUAUGAUAUGGGAUGUUUAUUUCCUAUUUGCUCAUUUGCUUUCACAUUUGCAACAGCAUCAGACAAUUAAUUGUCACUGGAGUAUUUGUGAGCUCUCUAUGAUUAUCUUAAUCUGCCUGACUCAUCAUGGAACAGACUUUGAAGUGGUGUGAACUGCAGACCAAAAAUGUGUUUUUGAAAAAUAGGUUUCAUAGUUCUAUUUUUUGUACUUUCCAUGCAGCCAUGAAAAGAUAAACUCUUCCACACAGAGAGCUAGCCUACUUAAAAUACUUAAUUCAGAGGGAACUCAUAAUGGAUGAUGGUUUAUAGUCAGCACAAAUGCCCUCUGAGUAAAGGCAAUUACAGACCAGAAAACAGAAACAAAAUCAGAUAAAGAAACAUUAAACCAUAGUAGUGUAGUGUAGUGUAAGUCUUUUUUCCAAGCUAGGAAGCAAGGCAACUCAAAGUAUAGAACAUGAGGAAAAACUGCUUAAGAGACUGUGGGUAUUGAGUCAUUACCAGCUGCUGAGACGCACCUGUUGUGAGCACACAGCAGUGGCCAGAGACUCUCAAAAGACAGAAAAGGUAUUCUCAUCCAAUGUUCUUGUGAUUUGGCUGCAAAUCCUAAAGCUGACUGCCAGGCAGGCAUUAAUACAACGCAUGAACAGACCAGAAAAUCCAAUGCUCAUGUGCUGUCCACGCAUGAAACAAAUCUCAUUUCUGUCAAAACUGUAUGGCUGCUGUCCAGAUGGUAAUCAUCACUCUACAGCAGCAGGCAGGGGCCUUUGUAUAAAUUCAGUUUUUAUUAAUUGGCUGCCGGACAUGUCAUUGUUGUCAGAGUCUGUUUUGACAGUCAUAUUUCCCAAUUGACUGAACUAAUUAAUACUGUUGUGUCAGUUUGCAGAUGAAAAGACAUGAAGUGACCUAUCCAACAUUCACUUACAAGCAACAAAGACUGAUUUCACAGACAUGUCAGAGAAAAUAUCCAACAAGAAAAGAUAGUGAAAUACAAAAUGGUGGGGGUUCAGGAUGGAAAUUGCUGGCGUAUUUAACAUGUUUUUAGUGCAUAAAUGUGAUGUUUGACUCACUAGUCUCCACAAAAUAUGAUAUCAAGCAGGCCUGAUCUCACUCUGGGGCACUGAGAGAUGUCUUUUAUCUCAGCGCUGAGCAGAUUACUAGCUGUGAAACAACAGUAGGCUCGCUCGGCCUUCAGCCCAAACCUCUGAUCAUGCGUGUACACCCACAUCCAUAGGAUUACCAGUCUGUAGCACCGAUUGGAUGAUACGAUUUUAGGUGUCUUCCUAUGCUCACAAUGAUAGAAGUGACAGUAUUUAGUUGUUUGCUUUCAACACAUUUUACUGCUGCAUGACGUGUCCUACAGAACAAUGUGUUUGCGUUUGUCUCGCACCACUGCUCUCCACUGCUGUGAUGGUCCAAAGUCUUUUAUUUAUGAACGCUGUGACAUUGAGAGGUCCGGGAAUAUUUCAAACGUCCAAACAUUUUAGUUUCCACAUUUCAACGAAACUCUGCUCCGCCGGCGACAGAAUUACAUUUGCUGCCUGGCAACGAUAGCUUAUUGAACAUUUUAUCAGGAAGUAUUGAGAUCAACUGGGAGCGUGUUGGUGGUUCAGAGGCAUAAUUCGUUGUAAAUAGAUGCCUCUGGAAAAACAGUUUCAGCGCUGGGUGUUUAACCAAGAGUGAGACGACUGUGCCUAAAAGCUCAUAUUGAAUGCCACCUACAAAAAAUGUCAUGCAGAAAUGAAAGCUAUCAACACAGGCAGUUAUCUUACAUUAUAUAACAUCCUUAGCUAAGUGUGAUGUGUCUAUCCUUUGCUGCAUGAUUUUUUUUCCCCUUCUAGUUAACAAGGUUAGAUGUGAGCUUUAAGAGGCAUUUCACAUGUUCCUGGGAUAAUGUUUGUGAAAAUACUAUGACGGCAUAAAUGAUUUACAGCACGUCUUGUAUUUAUACUAUGACAUGUCUUGGUUUAAGCACAAAUAUACACCACAGAGAGGAAAUCUCAGGAACACAACAGAUGGGAGGUUUGUCCACAUUGCUGCAGUAAAUGGGAUCGUGUAUUGGUAAGUCAUAUACUGUAUAAAAAGAAUAAUCCAAGAUGAAGUGCUUUCAGAGUUCAUGGAGAAGACAUUUUCUGUGCUUAUUAAAAGUUAAAUCCACCCUAAAUCCAGCCCCUAACAGAGAGGAACAUAUUACUAAAAUCUUUGAGAGUUCUCUAUUUGUGUAUGUGAACAAGACUAUUAUACGAGAAAACAGAGUAAUUACACUUUAUGAUUAUAUCUGUGCUGAAUGUCUGGGCAUAUCUUCUAGUUCAAGGCUAAAUUACAUUUUUAAUCCUUUAUAUUGAAAGCAGGGAGUUUUGACAACAAGCUUUUUAAAUGUUUCUCAUUUUUCUUUUUUCUCUUUUUUAUGAAGGGUCUCAUGUUGAAAAAUACAAAUCACAAAGCUUCCGAUUUCCUACUUUAGGCACAUAAACCAUUUUAUCAACCAAACUAAACCAAGCAAAAGUUUUGAAAUUUUAUUGUAAAAUCAAUGGAAAAAUCUGCCAGUAACUGUAAACGUUUUAAAGAUAAAAUGUUUCCCUAAGACACUGGCUGUGUCUCAAUACUACAUACUAAAUCUCAGCAGGUUUUGAGUAUAAAUUGUGUUCACUCUGGAAGUAUACUCAAAAAAGUCAGGAUGCAUACUAUUAAAUACCUUGAUUUUUGAGUCUGCUGUUGAUGGACACGACAUUUGAAAGUUGCAAUGUUAGUGACAUGCAUCGGCGCAUCAUUUCCUGUUAAACUGUUAAAGGUGCCCUGUGGAGUUUUCUUAUAAAAAAAGUUUCUGUUUACAUUCGGUGUUACGCAAAACGCAUUGUGUGUAUCCUUGAGACAAACAUGGUGAAUGUAUUUCCUUCAUUAUAAAACAUUUAACACAAGUACAUUUUUUUAAACAGUUUUAAACCUGCAUUGUUUACAUCAUGUGAGCUUGCUAUCAGUCUUCGUCUUCCCUUCCUUUAAAUGACACGUUUCAGCAGACCAGUGGAACAAUGUGAAACCAUUAGGAGGGGUGUGAAUCACGUCAUCCACGUGCCUGUGCAUGUGCACAAAAACGGUGACCCACUCAUAAAAACAUAAAUCCAUAGUGCUACUAAUGGUCAAAAACUCUAUGGGGUUCCUUUUAAGUUUUAUCUGUAUUUUGUAUACAGCUAAAAAAGUAUACUAUGCAUUUAUACCUUUUCAACAUCUGGCUAGAAUGCGUCUCCAAUCGGAUUUCAGUCCGUCUUGAAUGCUUCUUUGAUGCAUUACGCUUUCUUGAGAUCGGAUUGCUAUCUGAUCCGGCCAGGACGUAUGAAGUGACUAAGUGUAAAUGGGGUCAUUGUCUAAGGGAAAAAUUAAUGUGACUUUUACUUGCAGAACCAGGGAAACCCGAAAUAGCUCCUCCUCCCACUUCACAACUCUAUAUAGUAUGGAUUUGGGACACAGCUACUGUUUUAAAGUUGUUCUCUCCUUUAAAGGAAAGCUCCACUUGUGAAUAUCCUUAAUGGUUGCUAUAUUUGUAAUACUUGUUGUUUAUUAGGAUGUAAUUUUGCUAUGAAGUGUUGCUUAAUACUUUAGUGUAAAGAGUGGCAGUACCUGACCAGUUUGUGAACAUUAAGGUGUGACCACAGUUUCUCUCCUUUGUAGAAACUCAACAUUUCACAGCUGCAAUGCAUUCUGGUCUGCUGGGAUUACUGCCAAUGGAGACGACUAUGAUAAAUUUCUCUCUGUUCAUUGUUGAAUGGUGGUACAAAUGGCAGCUGCAGACAAAAGCCCUCGCAAGCCUUCUGAGGGACCGACACCAAAACCUGACAUUUACUGCAGAUGUUUUAGAUAGAAAACUCCAUUCAGUCUCCACUGUAACUGUGCUGGAAAUAUAUCAACGUGAUGUUGCAUUAUGUUUGACCAAUUAACCACUGAAACAGGAAAAAUAUACCACUAAACAACAACAUAGGCUCAGAAAUGCCAUUUGUGUUCACCAGAAGCUCCUCCAAGUGCUUUAGGGUGGAUUUAUCUUUUAAUUGCAGUUAUUUUCUAGAAGCUGGACCGACUCGGCUGCUUUUCUACUCUCCUAUUGCUUUGGUGUAAUAGAUACUGUAGGUGAUGCCGGAGAUGAGAGGAGGCGAGUUAUGAAGAGAGGAGAAAAAGUGAAAGGGAAUAGGAAAUAGAAGGGGCAAGAGGAGAAGGGAAGGAUAACAGAAGAAGAGAGAAAAAGAAGGGGUGGAGGCGCGAGAGGCAAAGCUCGACUCUCGUGUUUGAAUAAAAAUGAGGCUGGGUGUGGAGAGAUUACUCUUUCUCUUUUUGUCUCCCUCUCCCUGCUCUACCCGGCUGUCCUCUUUCUUCUCCUAAUGCCCACAAACUCCCUGUACAACUUACUCUGCUUCCAGUCUGCAUUUCCACUGACUAACGGUUUAAAAAGCAAGCAAGUCGAGCACUCGUUUUAUUCUUAGAUGCACUAUUCACACAAACAUUUUACAUUGCAACUCUUAAUGAUGCCUCGGCAAGUAUCACUUUUACACAAAAACCCCUGCAGUGUGUUGUGGGUUUUCAGGAGAGUAUUUAUCCCAAAACUGUGAAAGUAAAGGUCUUGUCUACCCAAAAAUAUAGGGUUUGUUAUCUAAUUUUAGCUGGUAACCUUUGUUCCAUGUGUCCAGUCAUUCAGUGUUUCAUCAAUCUAACCUGAACUAAAACAGUCUGGCUGUAUACAGUCUCUGAACAUGCAGAAAAGGUUUUCUCUUUUUUAAUUAUUUAAUUUAAAUUAAUUUUCUUUCCUAUUGCUUGCCAUAAUUUUCAGUAUGUAUGUAAUGUAUAUGGUUUCUCUUGAAAAAAGAAAAAAACAGCUCAGUAAUCAGCUGUAGUCUGCAUUUCUCUGUUUACCUACAAUACUGCUAUAGGUGUUACUGCUCAUAUAGUCAGAGCAUCCCACUGUAAUGUAUUAUAAUACUGUAAUAUAAUGUGAGUAUGUGCACGCCUGUGCAUCUUUGUGUGUGUGCGUGUGUGUAAUAUAAUGUGUGUUUGCUGUUCAGUGUACAGUAAAAUGUUUGUACAUCGUGCGUGUGUGAGUUUGUAGCUGUUAACUUUCUGAGUCUUACAUUUACAAUGCACUGUUUGUCAAUAAAGAAGACAAAUUAAUCAAA